CUCCUUAAAAUCCCCAAUUAUCAACCCUAAUUGAUCGGAGUUCGUCCCAAUCUCUGCCAUUUGUGCCGAAUCCAAACCGCUCCUAUCUCAGCUCUAUAGAUCGCAAUUUAGGUUUUUUUUUUUUCCUUCUAUUGAUUUGUAUUUGAAGCUACUGAUUGCUGUAAUGCUCUGCCUCCCUCUGAUCGUUGUGAUCGCAAUCGAUUUUUGCCGAUUAGUUUGUUUUUUUCCGAUUCGUGUGUUGAUAUAGUCCUGAAGAUGGAGAAUUCGCGUAGACCUUUCGAUAGAUCGAGAGAUCCAGGGCCUAUGAAGAAGCCCAGGCUCAGCGAUGUGAAUUCGAAUACGUCGCAGAGAACGAUCGGUGCGGCGUCGUCUUCAAGGUUUCGAGCUGCUGGGGGAAGAGAAAUGGAGAGUGGAGUUGUUAGUGAUCCGAGCGGGGAGGCUUAUCAGCCGCAACCUGUUCAUCCACAUUACGAGCUCGUGAACCAGUAUAAGUCUGCACUAUCCGAGCUUACGAUCAACUCGAAGCCGAUCAUUACGAACCUCACGAUAAUUGCUGGAGAGAAUGUUCACGCUGCUAAGGCCGUUGUUGCCACCGUUUGCAACAACAUCCUCGAGGUACCAAGUGAUCAGAAGCUGCCAACAUUGUACCUAUUGGACAGCAUUGUGAAGAACAUUGGAAGGGAUUACAUUAAGUACUUUGCUGCCAAGCUUCCUGAGGUAUUUGUUAAGGCUUACAGACAAGUUGACCCUCCUAUGCGUUCUAAUAUGCGGCAUCUCUUUGGAACUUGGAAAGGAGUCUUUCAUCCGAACACACUUCAGCAAAUUGAGAAAGAACUUGGUUUUAAUGCUAAAAGUGAUGGCUCAGCUGCUGCUAGUAGCACAGGCCGAGCUGACCUGCAAUCUCAGCGCCCACCAAAUAGCAUCCAUGUGAAUCCCAAGUAUCUAGAAAGGCAACGCCUUCAACAGUCAGGAAGGGCAAAAGGAAUGGUUACUGAUGUCCCCGAGAUCGCAUCCAAUUUGACAAGGGAUUCAGAUAGACUGGAAAGAGUUUCAAGCAUAGCAUCUGGAGGCUCGUGGGCAGGUCCAGCUAAAGUAAAUACCAUUCGACGACCUCAAAGAGACUCACUCAGUGAACCCCUCUACGAGAGAGAUAUUGAGUCAAUAUCAGGGGAAUAUGAUUAUGCUUCUGAACUACCGCAUAAUUCUAGACCAGUGAUUAAGAAAGUUGGUCCAAGGGUUACUGAUGACGGGUGUGAGAAACAGUGGUACGAAACCGUGAGCAGGGGUCCUGAUCUGAUUUCUAACCAGAGGGAUGUGUUACAUACCAAAAGCAGAAUUUCCAACUACGCGACUGCGAGACUAGAAAAUUUGGAAUCAAGUGGUCCUAGUAGAAACACGGGUGUGCCGUAUGAUAGUUGGAAAAACUCUGAGGAAGAAGAGUUUAUGUGGGACAUGCACUCAAGGCUAUCUGAAACAGAUGUUGCCACUGUCAACCCAAAGAAUGAGCUUCACGCACCAGAGAGAUUGGAAUCUGAAAAUCACCUCUUAAAACGACCAAGGCUAUCAGCUCUCGACCCAAGGUUUGAUCCGGCCAGCGAGCAAAAAGAUCCAAGUGUUUUUGGCCGCUUGACGUCUUCUCCUAGGACUUUGCAUGAUCCAGAAGUUUUUCCUCCGAUGAGUUCAACCUCUAACGCAGCUAGAAAGGGAAUUCAGCCUCAAUCUAAGGUGUCAGAUAGACUGUCGCCUUUACAUGAUUCAACUUUUAAACAGAAUGUGACCAAGCAAGAUUCUAGAAGAACUCAUUCCCUCCCUCAACGUGAUCCUAGGGCUUCCCGGUUUCCAGCGAAAUCUCAAAGUGUCCUCAGGGAUGACUCUGGGCGGCCUCAGUUUAAGAAAACAAAUGCGAUUGACCUACCUGAUACAUUUCAGGGGGAAAAGUUCGACUCCAAGUCAGCAGGUGAAAAUGCCCCAGGACUUACUAUUGCUUCAGAAGCUACAGGACAACGCAACAUGAGUGAUUUGCUGGAAGCAGUCAUGAAGAGUGGAAUCCUUUCUAAUAAUUUAACUAAUGGUGCAAUCAAGGAGGAGAGUUCCCAGGUUAACCCAAGGGCACUAACCGUAUCAACAGCCUCUAAGCCUAAGGCUUCGCCAAAUUCAGUGGCUGCUAAAAAAUUAUCAGCUCGUUUGAAAGUGGAACGAUCCUCUGCACCGCUUGGUUCGGACCCAGUGUCUCUUACCGGUGUCAUAUCAGCACAGACAUCAAAAGAGAGUAGUAAAGCCUCAGAUCCUAUUUCGUCCCUCUUGAGCUCCUUGGUUUCAAAGGGCUUGAUAUCUGCUUCGAAGACGGAGCUGCCAUCUGUUGUACAAUGUGCGGCUGCUCCUUUCAUAUCACAAGACCAUAGUCCUGAUCAUUCUACCAAUAGCUCUACGUCGGUAUCUGUUGUUGUUCCGUCUGAUGCACAGCCAUUGGUUGUGGUGAAGAAGGGUCCAUCCACUGUCCCGAAGGUAGCACCAGCCGAAACGGCAGUUUCAGAACCCGAAAACCUCAUAGGAUUGAAGUUUAGGGCAGAUAAGAUCCGUGAACUUCACCCCUCGGUGAUUAGUAGUCUCUUUUAUGACCUUCCACAUCUAUGCACCUCCUGUGGCGUUCGCCUUAAAGAAAAGGAAGAACUUGACAGGCACAUGGAGAUGCACGAUAAGAAGAAGCUUGAGUUACGUGGCACAAACAGUAAAUGUAGGGUUUGGUUUCCAAAGGCUGAUGAUUGGGUAGCAGCGAAAGCGGGAGAGCUAGAACCUGAAUAUGAGGAAAUUCUGAGUGAACCUGAAAGUGAGGAUGGUCCAGCCGUAGCUGCUGAUGAGAAGCAGUGCGCGUGUAUAUUAUGUGGAGAGAUGUUUGAGGACUGUUUCAGUCAAGGAACGGCUCAAUGGCUAUUCAAGGGAGCUUCUUACCUUACCAUUCCUCCAUCCAAUAGUGAAGCCAAUGGAACAAUCGUCCAUGCAGUUUGUCUGACCAAGAGUUCUUUGCCGAGCUUGGGAAUUGGGAAUGCAAUAAAACAGGAAAUGAUUGAGUAGACUCCAUAUGAAGGGCCAAGAAACCUAUGCUGGAGGAAGCGGUGGCAUCACAGGGGAAACAGGUUUGUUGUGAUCCAUUCCUCAUGAUGCUCUCGUGUUGUAGAAAAGUGUCAAAAUUUUGAGUCGAGUAAAAAAGAAGAUGUGCAGUAUUUAAAAGCAAAAUCUUAUGUAUGCUUUUGUCUCCCCUGUUUUUCAUUUUAUACAAAAUACAAAAGAGCAAAAA
Messenger RNA from Brassica oleracea var. oleracea, 3295 nucleotides. RefSeq names its product polyadenylation and cleavage factor homolog 4-like. Gene Ontology annotation, biological process: termination of RNA polymerase II transcription. Bases 256 to 3072 code for a protein of 938 amino acids. Lineage: Eukaryota; Viridiplantae; Streptophyta; Magnoliopsida; Brassicales; Brassicaceae. Gene Ontology annotation, cellular component: mRNA cleavage factor complex; cytoplasm. The transcript is spliced from 7 exons. Gene Ontology annotation, molecular function: mRNA binding; RNA polymerase II complex binding. The record is from RefSeq and is a predicted model, not a curated record.